Molecule: messenger RNA, 2964 nt
Organism: Hyalella azteca
Lineage: Eukaryota; Metazoa; Arthropoda; Malacostraca; Amphipoda; Hyalellidae
Exons: 2
Coding region: 207-1070 (287 amino acids)
Source: RefSeq, a predicted model, not a curated record
UCCUGCUUUCAGAGUUGCCUGUUGCAGUGCGUCCAGUCGUGGCUCUGUGGUCAAUGUUUAUAGACGUGCCUCGACUACCCAGACUUGUUGCUAAAACUAUACCCUUUGUUAAUUGUUGACGACGAACUCGUGUAGAAUACGAGUGAGAAUACGACCCGAGAAGAGCUCUGCGCUACGUUUGUUUUAAUACAUCGACACUUUAAAAAAUGGCGAGUCGACUGGCAGUGAUGGUGUUGCUUGUGGGAGCGGCUGUGGCUUUCCCCCGGCCUGAGGAAGGAGGCUUCAAACCGGUUCUUGGGGCAAGGGGAAGUCCCUAUGCGUUGAAGAGACGUGUUGGAACACCUGAAGUGACCCCAAGAGCUUCACGCGACACUGGAGCAGUCGGAGGAGGAUUUGGUGGAGGAUUUGGAGGAAGCCUGGGAGGUCUGGGUGGCUUUGGAGGCAGUAGUUUCAGUGGGGGAAGUAUUGGUGGAGGAUUUAGCCAUGGCGGCGUGAGUGGAGGUGGAAGUGGGCUUGGUGAGCCUGACAAAACCAUUUAUGUGAGGCUUCCACAGAACAACAAAGCGAUCCAAACGCCUCCCCGAGCCGCAGGGCCUCCCCAGAAGCACUACCGCAUCGUCAUCAUCCGGUCCCCGAACCCUGCACCUGUGCAGCCCAUUCUUCCCCCGCGCACUGAACAGAAGACGAUCAUUUACGUCCUGCACCAGAAGCCCUCGGCCGUCCAACAGCAAGUGCUUGAGACGCCCGUCGUGAAGCACCCACCUCAAGUGCUCUUCGUCGGAUACGAUGACGAGCUCACGAGCCACGAUUUGCAACAGCUCGCCAAAGGUGACCACUCAGGUUUUAGUGUCUCAUCACAGCAGCAGCCAACCGUUGGAACCGUCGAAGGAGGAUUCGAGAACAAUCAAGUUUUGGAUAAUUUCGGAAGUGGAUUCGCCAGCAGUGGACUCGGAGGACAAGGAGGUUUCACUUCCAACUUCCACUCAUCCGGCUCAAACUUUGGAACCUCCAGUGGUUUCUCAUACAACAGGAGAUCAGCAGCCGAAUCUAAAACAGAGUCUUCGUCAUAAUCGUGUACAUUUAGUGUUUUCUUGAUUAUUUCAUCGUCGUGAAAACGACAUGAAAAGAAGACAAUUUCCUCCUGGGUGGUUGCCCCCUUGACCUUUUGCAUUGCAAGUGUUCCAUGCAGUCUGUUGCGUUUUGCUGUACUGAAGCCAUUUGAGUAUCCGAAUGAGAGUAAAUUCCAAACUUAUAUAACUUUAAUUGAUAUAAUAUUAGUGAAGAAAAUCUCAAGCAAAAUAAGGAACUAAUACUUAGUGAUGAAACUCCAGAAAACUAUGCUGAGUUUGUGUCAAAAACUCAGGGAUGUAUGUACUCCGCAAUGAACGGCGGUAUAGGCUAAACGUUGUUUGAAAAUUUUCUAUUUUCCGUGAUGUAGUGAAUAUUAAGAAUAAAAACAAACAAAAUGAUUGAUAAUAGAUAAAGCCCGUGUCGAAUUCCCGAAAACUUUAAUUUAUAAUAUUCUAACGCGUAGCCACCGCAAAAAUCGCUCAUUUGACAGACCUUAUUGCAAGUCAUGUUGAACUGCAACAGUGGGCCGGACUGCAGCAUCCUUCCAAACUCUAAUUACAGCAUUAAAUUAGUUUUAUGUGAUGUCGUGAUGUUGCAUCAUACCAACACCAGUUCAACAAUAUUGGCAGUGAUCAACCAGGCAUCAGCUCGUGGUGUUGUUAGAUCAUAAUCUUCAGUCCAGCAAUAUAGAUAGUGAAGAAAAACGAUCAUAUUAAAUUGCAGCAAGACCACAGUCAUUAAUCGAACGAAUAAAAUUUUAUGUGAUCAACCACAUAUCAGAUCCUUGUAAUGCUAGACCAUUAUCUACAGUCCAGCAAAAUUGGCAGUGAUCGACAAGAGAUGAGAUCCCUGUAAUGCUAGAUCAUUGUCUUCAGUCCGGCAAAAUUGGCAGCGAUCUAUCAGCGAUCAGAUCUGUGUAAUGCUAGAUCAUUAUCUUCAGUCCGGCAAAAUUGGCAGCGAUCUAUCAGUGAUCAGAUCUGUGUAAUGCUAGAUCAUUAUCUUCAGUCCAGCAAAAUUGGCAGUGAUCGACCAGAGACCAGCUCCGCGCGAUGCUAGAUCAGCAGCAGCAGCUGUUGUCUGGCAGCAGACAGGUUCGUAGGACUGUACACUUCCAGUGCAGCUUUCAUCACUUUCACGUCCCUCCUGGACUCUGGUCAGGAACGAGGCGAGUCUUGACAAGUCAUCCACCCUGGCGACGUAUUAGUCUCACAAGUCUGAGCUAUUGCCAUCGAUAUGGCAAAGACAAUUUGAAUUUUAGGGGUCCAUUUGGCGUCAGAAUUAAGGUUGUUUGAGAAUUCGAUCUGAAUGAAAACACUUGCUCUGCAUUUAUUUAUAGCUAAAAUGCGGAUUGUUAGUGUGAAGGAGAUCCAGAACUCUAAAAAAAAGAGCAACGGUCACCUUUCUGACAAACUAAUUUUUUUCCGAAUCCACUAAUAAUUGCACCAGAAAUACUCGCAUAACACCGCCAAAAUGUUAGGGCCAUACCUGUGUAGCGGUAUGGAAUACUAUAAUAAUUUAUGUCUCAAAGGCAAAUCUUUUAUAGUUAUAACAUGAGCAUCACUGUUUCCAUUUUGCAAAGCAUGAUGCAAAGCUGCCGUGUGCAAGUUUUAGUAUUCAUGAAUUAUAUUUUGUAAGUCGCAACUGGAGGGCUGAGCACACAAUUCUUUUUUAUUCAUCAGCCGUACAAGUGGGUUUAUAAAUUUCCUGUGAUGAAUGGAUUCUUUUAGUGUCUUAAUGUAUCUAGCGAAAAUAAUCCGUUAUUCUUAAUGAUGGGAGAUGUCAAGGCUCUAUUCACCUACAUUUAUUUUCUCCAUUCAUCUCUAGGGCAGUUGUUGAUGAAAAUGGCAUUCCAUAGAAAUUGUUCGUUAUUUUACCUAAAAAUUCACACAUUGA